UUGUCAGUCAGUAACUGUUUAACUCUUCACCUCUGCUGAUCUGAGAGAGAGACAGACAGAGAGAGAGAGAGACAGGAGGGCGAGCGAGGGAGGGAAUGAGGGAGGAAAAGGUGUGGCCUGCUGCAGAUACGACCCUGACUGCUACAGCUCUCUCUCUCUCUGUCUCUGUCUGUCGCUCUGUCUUUGAGUGACUACAGCGCUGCAGAUCGAAAGGAACGAGGAACCACACAGAGGAAGAGUUUGAUCUGCUGUUCAGCAUCAUGGCGUCUGCGGCCCCUCAGAAGAGGAUGGUGUCGUCCGUCUUCAUCACGCUGGCGUCUCCGUUCACACCGACGGCUCGCGUCCACAGCACACCCGCCGCCGCCUACAGACGGGACAGCACACGCCACAGCGACACGCCUGCUCCAGACCGUAACGACAUCUCAUUUAUUUGUAGAGAUUUUCUCACAAUACACGAUUUCAAGACAGCUUUACAGAAAAUCAUGAUGUUAAUGUUUAUAAUCUCUAAAUACCUGGAUGAUAAUAUAGUUUCGAUUUUACUAUAUAUCCAACUUUAUAUGAAUAUAUCUGUGCAAUCUGAGCGCUGUACCCACACCUACAAUCCCUGCCAGUACCGAGACUCGAACCUGCGACCUUGCCAUAGAUCACAAGAACCCUCACUGACUCCGCCGCUGCUGUAUGCGCAGGCCAGUCUGGAGCCGUGCUGGGCCUGCGGGGACGUCAUCAAGGACCAUGUGAUCCGAGCGCUGGAACGAGCCUAUCACCCGCCGUGUUUCGUGUGCGCGACGUGCAGACAGCCAAUCGGAGAGCAGAGGUUUGCGCAGGGCGAAGUGGGCGAGGUUUACUGCCUGCGGGACUACUACAGGAAGUACGCGCCGCAGUGUCACGUGUGCGGGGAGCUGAUCAUCCCGCGCGAGGACGGCACCGACAGCUACACGGUGGAGUGCUUGGGCCACUCGUACCACGAGGACUGCUACCGCUGUGAGGUGUGCAGUGUGCUGCUGUCUCCGGAGCCCAACGACACCGGCUGCCACCCGCUGGAUGGACAGAUCCUGUGCAAACCGUGCCACGAGUCGCUGAUGCAGAGCGCGCCGCGUUAAACCAUGUGAUGAGGAUGAGGAUGAUGAGGAUGAGGAUGAUGACGACACACCGAUUGUAUUAGAAACCGCAGCGUUGGGACCAUUAAUGCUUUCUUACCCUGACACAUCUCAGAGACGUCUGCUGCUCAUCUGCUAUACAGCUACAGGACAGCACAGCAGAUGAAGAGAGCUUUAACACACGUCUCUGCUCUGAUUAUAUCAAUGUAUCCGACAUAUCAACUGUAAUGUGGUCUUUUGCACUCUUUCUUGUAAUAUGCGCCAAAUGCAAAGCACCAAAGAUAUUUAUUCAGCAGCAGCAGCACCAAACCCCCAUAUUCAGUGUUAUUUCCAGUGUAAUAGGAACACACCCGACUCAAAUAAACGACUAAUAUAUGAUA
Sinocyclocheilus grahami is the source of this 1477-nucleotide messenger RNA. It is a transcript of the gene fblim1, whose product is annotated as filamin binding LIM protein 1. Gene Ontology annotation, biological process: cell-cell adhesion. The transcript is spliced from 6 exons. Gene Ontology annotation, molecular function: filamin binding. NCBI's taxonomy places the organism in Eukaryota, Metazoa, Chordata, Actinopteri, Cypriniformes, Cyprinidae. The record is from RefSeq and is a predicted model, not a curated record. Gene Ontology annotation, cellular component: focal adhesion; stress fiber. Bases 261 to 1100 code for a protein of 279 amino acids.